UAACGGACCGGAAGCGGGGCAAAAACUACCAGCGGAGAUGACGUCCACAGACCCCGAACUCCACCUGAGUCAGCAGCUCUGCAGUAACUGCGACACCUCGCUGUCCAAGUUCUGGUGCCUGGACUGUAACGGAUCUCUGUGUGACGACUGUGAGCUGGCCCACCGGAGAGUCUCCCUGACCAGAUCCCACCGCCUCCGCAACCAGCCGCAGUCAGUGACGCCAACGCUCCUGACUCCGGUGAAGUACUGCAGGCGCACAUGUCGGAGCCUCGGAGCUCUACUGCUUCACCUGCCAGCAGUUCACCUGUAA
Messenger RNA from Salarias fasciatus (jewelled blenny), 310 nucleotides. Its product is annotated as E3 ubiquitin-protein ligase TRIM71-like. Gene Ontology annotation, molecular function: zinc ion binding. Lineage: Eukaryota; Metazoa; Chordata; Actinopteri; Blenniiformes; Blenniidae. The transcript has 4 exons. The record is from RefSeq and is a predicted model, not a curated record. The coding region runs from base 38 to 310 and encodes 90 amino acids.